AUGCUCAGUGAUGAUUCUGUCUUACUCUGCGUUUUCUGGAUCGAACAACGACGUGCAAUUAGGGUUUCUCGAAUUCGGUUCUGGAUUUGGUUUUGUGGGGUUAGUGAUGGGGUUUUAGGUUUGAGGGCGGUCGUGUGCUUGUUUUGGAGUGGGGAAUUUGCGAGGGGAAGAACAGGGAUGUUUUAUUCUCAGUUUAUUUUGGCCAAGAAAGGGCCACUUGGGACUAUAUGGAUAGCUGCACACUUGGAGAGGAAGCUCCGGAAGAAUCAGGUGGCUGAUACUGACAUUGGUGUAUCCGUAGCUAUUAUCUGUCUUCAAUCUGAAAUUUUGUCUCCCUUAUCUGUGAAAACUGAAAGACCUACUAGUAGGGUGGCACAAAUUUCGAGUUUUGCCAGGACUGUGCUGAGAACAUACUGGUCCUGCGUUUCUUUCAAGGAAAAUACUCCAAAGAACAGAGCAGAUUGCUCAGUAGCACACUUUCUUCCCCACUGUCAAAAUGCAAUUCCUGAAGUUGAUUGCAAGAAGUACGAAGUUGAUUAUGAAAGGAUCCAGCUCCAUCUUCUACUUGGUGUGGUAAGGAUAUAUUCUAGGAAGGUGAAUUACCUUUUUGAUGACUGCAGUGAAGCCUUGCUGAAGAUUAAGCAAGCUUUUCGCUCCACAGCAGUUGAUUUGCCACCUGAAGAGUCCACUGCACCUUACCAUUCCAUCACCUUACCUGAGACUUUUGAUCUAGAUGAUUUUGAACUGCCAGAUAGUGACAUUCUUCAAGGUAACUAUGUCGAUCACCAUGUCAGUACUAGGGAGCAGAUUACACUGCAAGAUACUAUGGAGGGUGUGGUUUACACUACUUCACAGUUUGGCUUGGAUGAGCGCUUUGGUGACGGUGAUGCUUCUCAAAUUGGGCUAGACCUUGAUGAGGUCUUGUUAAAUGACAAAGCUACUACUUUGGAGCAUGAUGACUUUGGUGCAAGUCUUCAAAUGGCUCAUCAAAAUGAUGAAAAGAAAGAGAUUGAUGAUUUACCCACCACUACCGGUGAAGUCCGUGAGUAUGCUGAAGGUCCAUCUACCCCCGGACUUGAAGAGCCUAACUUAUUUGGAACUCAGAUGGAUCAGGGCAAUAAUGAAGUUGAUUACCAUAAUUCUUCCGAUUUAAAAUCAAUGGAGACUACACGAAAUGAAUUGUUGGGUCACCAAAUGGAUAAUGAAGUAAAUAAUUGCUCCUUGCAAAGUAAUGGGAAUCAUAUUUCUUUAGAUUUGCAUCAUGAUGACAAAGGCUGCACUCAGGUUGAAAUGGAUAGCAAAAGAGAGGAGCAUGAGCAUUUAACAAGUGAGGUUGUAAUCAAGGAUCAAGAAAAUUUGAUACCUGAAGACCAUUCCUUAGCAUCAUUAGGCUUGAUGAAUUCUUCCAAUAAAGAGUACCCAGCCACCGUCUUACCAGGAUGCGAAGGUGAGAUGAUCAAUGCUUCUGAUGUACCUGAGAAGGAGGAGGUCUUACAAGAUGCAGUUUUGAUGAGCAGUGACCCAGUUUCUGCUCCCUUGGACCAAACUGUUACAGAUUGUGUUGUUUCUUCUCCUUUGAUGAACAAUGACAAUGUUGGUUCUCUUGUUUGUUCUCGUGUUACUUCUGAUCAAGAGAACAUCUCAUGUAAACCAUUGUCUAACAUGGAUGGAUCUCAGGGGCCAGGAUCAGAUAGUUAUUUGGAUGGUAACACAAUAUCAAAGCAUGAAGUUCUUAAAGACGUUGAAAUUUCUAAGAGUGAGAGACAAUCUUGUCCGUCUGAUGAUGCCCUAGUUUCCAAUGUUGUUAGUCCUCUAGCGUCAUCUGGUAGACCGGAAGUUUUCGAUGUGGAUGCUCAGGCUUCUCAAGAACUGAAGGAAGCAAAGGCUUUAAAUCAUGUAUCUAAUGAAGCUGUGCAGCCCACUGAAUCUAUCCUUCAACCAUGCACCUCCCAUCUGGGCCAGCCUUCUCUCUCACUUUUCGAAGUGGUAGAAGUAGUGAAGUGGUUCCUGGCUACUGUGGUCACUGUAGCUGAGCAGUUCAGUGGAACACUAACACCUGUUGAGAGUGAAAAAGGUCAUGUAAAUGAUGUUUCAAAUCAUGCUUUAAGUUACCAAGAGACUAUAGAUCCAUCUGUAUCUAAAGGAACACCUGAUUUGGGGAAAACAGAUAUGGAACUUGAGAAUCAGAUAUUUAGCAAUAAAGUAGAAAGUAUAAAUAAAUCUACUGUUACUGACAUGCCUGAGCCUGAAAAGUUGCUCUCUUUAGCUUACCAACAUGGUGGUGAAGCAAAUGAUUUGCUGAUGGCGUCUACUCCCAACAACCAGGGUGCAACUGAAGGCCAUACAGGUGCUGCAGGAGUAAAGGGCCUCUCCGGUAAAAAACGUAGCUUCACAGAAAGUACUCUUACAGUGCAGAGUGUAGGUUUGAUUGAGUCCUAUGGGGCAGCUCAAUCCAAGAGAAGUGCCGAGUCUGUUCCCGAUGAUGAUGAUCUAUUGUCGUCCAUAUUAGCCCCUGAAAUGGCAUCAAUGAAGCGGGCUCGUUCUGCACCACGGGCAAGUGCCUUGAAGAGGAAGGUGCUUAUGGAUGAUAUGAUGGUCUUGCAUGGCGAUACAAUACGUGAACAGUUGACAAAUACUGAAGACAUCCGUCGCCUAAGGAAAAAAGCCCCUUGCACUAGUCAUGAGAUUUUAAUGAUUCAAAGACAGUUUUUGGAAGAUGAAAUUUUCCAUGAACCUAUAUUUACAGAUUUGACUACUGAUUUGACUAUUCUGCGAAAUGAGACAAUUGAUCUGACUGGAAUCAAGGUUUGUGAUUAUGGUAUCGAGUGUUCUUUGGUAGAAAAAACAAGUGAUCAAGAGUCCUAUUCUAGAACAAAUACUGAAAUUCAUGGAGUGGAGGGGAACAAUGAACCUAUGGCAGUUCAACUCCAAGAUGCAGAAGUCCAACCUCCUGAGCUACCUGCUCUGUCUGAGAGUCAUCAGUCUGAGGUUAACUUGGGAUCGCAUGAUAUUGAUGCUCAAGGGCACACAACUUAUGAACCUGUGACAGUCCAACCCCAAGAAGAUGCAGAAGUGCACCCUACUGAAAUUCCUGCUUUGUCUGAGAGUCAUCAGUCUGAGGUUAACAUGGUAUCUCAUGAUAUUGAUGCCCCUGGGCACACAAAUAUUGUUUCUAGUGUUGAGGAGCUUGGCAAUUCUCAAAAUGUUGAAAUAAACCAUGUUGGAGGAAAUUUUGCAGUUUCUGAAGCAGAGAAUUGCUCUGUUGGCCUUGAGCAUGAAUCUUCAUCCUUAACUGAAGUCUUUGAAAAUGAUUUUACCACAUCACUGACUCUGGUGGAUAAAACUAAUGAUCUCGUUGGUUCUAUCCAUCCAAAUAUAUUGAGCACCCCAAAUGCUGAGAAUUUGAAUACAAUCCCUAUUCUAGACAAAGAGUUUGUGGAGGAUCAGGGCGAUAGAAAGGGAGUAGGUGCUAUUGAGCAUAGCAUGGAAACUAGAACAGAAGUUCACACAGAUGGUUUUGAAGCCAAUGAUUUAUAUGCAUCCUUGGCUACUGGUUCUAAAGAAACUGUUGAAUUUACUGAUAUUCAGGCUUCUUUUAACGGUGAUAUGCCAUCAGAGGAAAAUAGAAACAGCAUGCUAGGGAAGUUAAAUGAGGAUCCAAUUGUUGCUUCUGCCAUGGAGUGUGAUGACAAGGGUGCUAGGUCUGACUGCAUAUCUAUAGAAAAUGCUAACGUAGAUUGUUUACAAUCUGAAGCACUUGGUUUAGAUGAAAAAGAUGGUUCUUUGAAAGAUGAAGAAAUAGUCUAUCAGGAAGCUGGACUACAAAGUACAAUGUACCCUGAAAUUAGGAGUCCUUAUGUAGAUCAAAAUGACGAACAUGAAUUAAUUCCUAAUGACACAGGGUUUUUGAAUGUUGGGGAUGAUGAGAUAAUUGAUGAUGAUGAUGAUGAUUUUCAACCAUGUGCUGAAGGAACUCACCUUGAAAAUAGCGGAUGGUCUUCCAGGACUAGGGCUGUUGCCAAGUAUCUGCAGGCUGUGUUUGAUAAGGAAGAUCUACAUGGAAGGAAGGAGCUGCAUCUUGACAAUCUAUUAGUUGGUAAAACAAAGAAGGAAGCAUCGCGGAUGUUUUUCGAAACUCUGGUUCUUAAGACAAGGGAUUAUGUCCAUGUAGAGCAGCCAAAACCCUUUGCAAAUGUUAGCAUAAAACCUCGAAUGAAGCUUAUGAAAUCAGAUUUCUGA
Sphenostylis stenocarpa is the source of this 4239-nucleotide messenger RNA. NCBI's taxonomy places the organism in Eukaryota, Viridiplantae, Streptophyta, Magnoliopsida, Fabales, Fabaceae. The record is from the annotation of a GenBank genome assembly.